CAUUAGGUCUAGAUGAGAGAUAUAGCUGAUCAGCGUUCGAGAUGGGAGAGGCAACAUUGGGUGAUGAGCUCCUGAAUUAUUUGAGUGAAUUCCCAUCAGAAAUUAUUUCAGUCACCGGAAUCAUAUUAUGCGUGGUCAUUUUCUAUUUUUACAUCCAGCGGCUGGAUAUUCAAUUUGCCGCAGACAUCUCACACCAAGAUGACCGUGCACCAAUUUAUGAGACAAAGGUCAUGACCUCAACCCUUCCUUUCACAGUCAAAUUUGCAGAAGAAUCAUCGGCUCCAGCAUCAUUAAAAGAUGGAGUGGAGCUUACAGUGCAGACUGGAGUACCCUGCUUCCUUCAAGGGUUUUGGGUAGUUGACUGUACAGCCUUCUCAGAAAUGUUGAGAUCAACUAGAACUGAAAGGACAAGAGACCUAGAAGAGAAGCUGCAGGACAUUUCAUGUUCCAGCUCAAACAAAUAUUUCUUGAAUGCAGAUACAUCCAAAUCUAUUCAUUUGAAAAUCAGUGAUGACAUCAGGGGAGACAAAGCAGGAUCUGGAAGUGAGACUGACCUCGACCUUGGCCCAACCCCAAGGUCAAAGUAUCCUCUAGUUAUCCUUGUGAGUCUGCAUGAUGAAGACUACGAAACCUGGUCACACAAUGUAUCCAUUCACACCAUGCUGUGGGUUGUCCAUCUACCAGACAGCAUAAUCACCAAACCUCUUCAUAUCAUCAGUCAAAUGCUCAUCACAUCUCAAGGAUUAGUUUGUGAUGUACAGAAAAUGUACAUGGCUGCAGAUGAGACCAGUUUGUCAGAGGAAACAGGAAGUCUUCCUGAGGUACAAACUCCAGGUGAUGAUGAUAAUAGUAGACCCUGCAAUGAACACCAAGUUCCACCUGCUUCUCAUGGUGGAGAUUGCCCCAGUGAUGGAGGACUGGAUUUCAGUAGGCGCUGUAUUGUUUGCCAGAAUGCUCCCAUCACGCGGGUGAUCAUACCGUGUAGGCAUGCCUGUGUAUGUGAGAUGUGCCUGGGAGUCUUGAAUGCUUGUCCAAUGUGUCGAGGAGUCAUCAGUAGCCAUUUUAGACUUGACUGCACUGGAAACAGAGAGGAUGAUAGUGAUGAAAUAGAAGAUGGGGAGAGUGACUGGAAAACAAGACUAUGGAAUAUGAAUGAGACAUUGAACGCAUGGUUUGGAUUCAGAUGACACAUGGUCAAGUGAAUGUCUAUUUUGCAAACUACCAACCAUUGAAAAGGCAAACUGAAAGUAAACUGAAAACUGAAAGUAGGAGUGAAGAAUAAUCAAAUUUAAAAUCUUGUGCAAUUGGUGAAAUUCUUAUAUAUUUUGUAUUGUAGUAUCAUAUUUUUAUGUGAUUAAAGAAAUACAAUUAUGGACUUUACUUCAUGAAAACAUGAUUUUUGUUGUUAUCAUUUUAAUAGGAAUGCUUGUUAUGCCCUUGUGUGAGAUGCCUUUACUUUGAAACUAUUUCAAUUUUUAGCAUUGAUCCUGCAUAUUUCACCUCAUUUUAUCAACAAUAUACAACCCCCAAGAAAAAUUCAUCCCAUUUCCCUCUCAUCCUAAACUUAUCUCCAAGCUUUAUAUAGAGAAAUACAAACACCAAUUUGUGUAGUUCGUUUGUAGGAUUUGAUAUUAGUUUUCUCUCUUACAAAGCUCAUCUCGAGUUCUGGUAAUUUAAACACAUUUCAAGACAAAUUGGCCAUAUUUGAUUCUGAAGAUGUACCCAAAUUGAAUUAAGACAUUAGUGAAUAGUCCACAUCCAUUCCUGACUACAUCAUCAUCAUCAUCAUUGGUUUUACAAGAUAACACAGAGGAGUCUAUACAAAGUUUCUUUAGUGAUGUGUUUUUAUUAAUAGAGGAUCCACCUGUAUCCACAUGACAAUGAAAUCAUUUCAAUUCAAUAACAAUCAAGAAGCAGCAUGGCAUGUUGAAUAUCUACAUUGUAUCACAUGCAUGUGCACCAAUCAUGCAAUAAGAAUUUACAAAAUAUACUUUUCUCUCCUUGAAAUUUAGGGAGACGACACAAAGCAAAGGGUAUAUCCUAUAGGGUGCAUUACGAGAUAUACACGAGAGAAAUGGUAAGCAGAAAACAGGAUCAUUAAUUUCUUGAGGAUUCUCUACAUACAUUUAUCAAUAAUUGUUUGAAAUGAUAAUAUAACAUUUUCCCCUCAAGUCGGUUUUAUUGUUAGUGGAAAGAAAUCAAAGUACACAACAUGACAUUGGAAAUGCAAGAAAAAGCAGAAAUUGUCUGAUGUUAACCUUGGGUUCUGAUUUUCUUGAGUUUCAGCUGAUUGUGGAAAUUAGAUGUACUUUAAUAAUAAAUCAUUCUUAAUGUGAAGAUGAUAUAUCUUCUAUAACUCCUACUCACAGUUUAAGUCUUUGUUUAAAACGUUUCUGUUCUCAACAUAUUAGUUUGUUUAAUUAUGUCUUACAUUGUACCACCCUUAUAUAACUUUUAUUAUUGUAAUAUGCUUUGUAUUGUAUUAUUCUAUUAUUGCAAAUUAUGUCCUGAAGUAUGUUAAACUUUAACUUAUGUGUAUUUUACUUUCUUUCUUAAACUACUUUAUGGUCAUAUGCCCAGAAUUAUACAAUUUCAAAACAACUGUGCCAGGAGUGUCAUUUUUGACAGACAUGGUGCAUUAUAAAUGUUCACUAUUAUUAUUAUUAUUAUUAUAAAGACAAACUGGUAAUCGUAUUCCAGUCACAAUACCUGAAAGGAUUGAGUGUGCAUAUAUGGAAUACAUUUAACAUUCAUAAUAUUUAACAAAAACAUAGAAUACAUACUACACUAAUAGCAUGUACGCAUGUAUAGUAAUAUACCUAUGAUGAAAUGUCAGACUACUUGAGAAACACUUGGAAAUGGGAGAUAAGGGGCAUUAGGACUAUUUAGCAUAAACAUGUAAAUAUGUAUCUGACUUGUGAAUAUGCAGUUAUGUACACGAUGAAGUUUUGCUAUACUUAUUUGUUUACUGAGAGCCACAGUAGAUUUACCUCAUCACAUUUUCCAAUGAUUAAUGCCCUUCAAUCUCUCUGCAUACAGUUAACACAAUGUUCAGCUUUGUAAUCAUGCAAUAAUACAAUAUUUCUUUAAAAAACUUACUAGAGGAUAAGUGAUGAACAAAAUAUUCUUGCCCAGGAGGCAGGAAUUUCAUUUGUAACUUGUCCUCCAGUAUGUUUUUUUUCCAUGCUGGGAGGAAGUAUGUAAAAAUAGUAAUUCAUAUAAAAUAAGUAUAUGCUUGUUUAUUUUUUGCUCCAUCACAACUAGACAAUUGAAGUUGUAUAUUUUUAAUAGACAAGGCCAAGCCUCCCCCACCCCCAAGGAAAAGAUUGGUGCAAGUUGAUCAGCAUAAAAGCAGAUUUCAAAACAAGUAUUUACCCUACAAGAGGGGAAAAAAAUUGCCUGUCCAGGUUUUGACACGUCAAUAAUUUGUUUGUACCUACAGCAAACCUAGCACAAUAUAAGUAAUACUACUACUAUAGUUAUAGUUAUAUUUAAAGCUGAAUUUCUAUUAAAGCCUUUAAGCAGCAGCAUUUUUAUAGAAUCUGUCAAAAUCUCAGGAUACACACCAUACAUUCACCAUUGCUUCAAAGUUCAUAUAAAAAUAAGAUUUUUCACUGACCAGUAUUCAUUGAAAAUAUAGAUCAAUUUACGUCAUACAUGUAUAUGAUUCCUAUAUCAGACAUAUUAAUAGAUUGAGAUAAACAAUACAAAGACAAAGCUCUCCUGAGUAUGAUACAUUUGAGGUGAUGCAAGCGCAGGGUAGGUGACUAGAAAUGCAAAAUGGUACAAGUACGUAUUCCUUUGAAGUGCAUUGGGAGCUAGCUAUACAGUUAUAUUCUAGAUCAUGAUGUGAUAUGUAAGAUGUGCGUGAAGUGCAAGAACAACCAGGAGUGAGAACUAAUGGUGAAGUGCUGGGACCGAAUCAUAUAUCAACACCUCUGUUUUCAACUUUAGAACAGAAAAUGUAAGAAACUUAAAUUCUCUUUGAUUUAUCUAAAACAUCAACAAUUUUCCUUCAGUCUGCUUAGAUUGAUUUCAUUGAUGAAUAACUUAAUAUGGAUGUUGGUCAACAUAUACAUAUAUAGUUAUCUCGGUUACUAGUCAACCAGUUCACACUUUUGAAUUAUGGAAGAACAAAUCACUUUAUACCACUGUUUUUAACCACAUAUUUGUUUUUCAAUAACCAUUUGGAAUAUGGAAAAGGUUUACUAGAUCAUGGCCAAAAAAUGUGACAUUGACAUUGACUAUAAGUGUUCCCAUCAUAUGCCUCAGAAAUAAGGUGCAUUAUUUGUUGGGCAAGUGAGACAGGCUGUGCACAUUCUUUAAGCAUUGCAGAUCAAGCAAGGAAGUGGCCACACUCUGUCAUGGUUUUCAAUCUCAAUUGUCAUCAAAUAUGAACACUCCUUUCCCUAAAAUUCUCUUCCAUUCUAAGUUACGCAUAAAUGAAAGAAAUAUGAAUUUUCUAAGAGAGAAAGUAGUAAUAUUUAAGAAGAGACAGGCAUGCUGACACUAUUUGGCUAACAUGACCUUGGUCAAACUUCAAUAGAAUUGAGAUGUUCAGUGUGUUAAGGCAAAAUGUUGAGAUUGUCUCCAAAAGGAUGAGCCAUAGCAAAAGAUGAUGAAUAGGAGUACAAGAGAAUCGCAUCUAAAAUAUGACAAUGUCUUAUUCAACAAACUCAGAAGGAAAAUGAAUAAAAACAAAACAUCAAUAACACAAAGAUAUAAAAUACGGGGAAUUUGAAUAAAACCUUUUUUAAUUCUUUAAUCAGGAUUAGAAUAUAAAGAAGUGAACAUAGCAUUACAGUGGGAGAAUUAUCUUUUGUUUACAGCCAGAAUAUAAUGUAACUGAAGGUCAUUGUAGGAAAUAGCAUAUAGAAUACAUGUACAUCAAAAUUAGAUAUGGACGGGAAUUUGUUUCGAAUAAGAUGUUUAAAAUAAUCUCAAUAAUAGAUAACGGUGAUCUUUAAUGCAAUAUCAUCAUUGAUAUAUUUUGAUAUUACUUUCUAAAUAUUUCAUUUGGGCACUGCCUUGUUGAUUUUAAAUCGUUCUUACAUUUAAAUAAUUUUUCUGCCCAAGCUACUUUUUCUUUGCUAACUAAUGCAAAAUUGUAAUCAUGUGUACCACUACUCAAAUAGAUUGAAUUCUGUCCAAA
Molecule: messenger RNA, 5152 nt
Organism: Strongylocentrotus purpuratus (purple sea urchin)
Lineage: Eukaryota; Metazoa; Echinodermata; Echinoidea; Camarodonta; Strongylocentrotidae
Product: cell growth regulator with RING finger domain protein 1
Exons: 6
Coding region: 42-1187 (381 amino acids)
Biological process (GO): negative regulation of cell growth
Source: RefSeq, a predicted model, not a curated record